AUGCUAAGAAUUGCACGACUCACUGACGAUGCCGACUACGAGGCCGGCGAAACUUCUGGGAAUGUACCACGUCCACGAGCGUGUGCUAUAUUGAUAUUGAACCCUCAUUUCUUCUUGAUCCAGUAUUCUACAAUCUCUUCACAGAGUCAUAUUCUACUCUUACGUUCGUCCAUAUUCUUGCACUUAUUCGAAGUGAACCUUGGUGUAGCCAGCCUAUUUUACUACUCUACCAUACUAUUUCUCUGGUUGUUGUUGUCUACCUUGUUCUCAUCUGUCCAAAUUCGACUACGUGCGAAAUCUCGGUUGCAGGCACUUGUCUCAUCGAACACUUUUAAUGAUCUUUGGACAAAACUCCCUUGUCAGACCAACAAUAAUAGCCUCCCUGCCCUCAAGGACUCUGCUUUAACCGACAUCUCUAGAGCGUCACGCUCCGUAGGACCUGUAGUGCCGCAGCACUGUCCGUGUGCUAAUUGUGCUCUAAUCUCUCGUUCGCGUCGGCACACCCCACGUGACGUAGAAUUUCUUUCGCCUGAGCUGGGUUUGCGUUAUAGUCCAAACCCAUGCGAAAUAGCCGAUCGACACCGCGUGACGAAGGACCAAACCUUUACGUCGGAUCAAGAUAGCGAAUAUCUGGCCAGCUCCGAACGACCUGUUGAAUCCGACAAUGGUCGUGCUGCUUCGGCUACAAUACGAUCUCCAUCCAAGUCUUCAUGGGCUUGGGAUACUGUGCACACAAAGCCAGCGCGUGCUCCCUCACCUUGGUUACCCAGCGGCACGGUAUCACCGCAAGAACCGUUCCGCGACCAUCUAGGACGUCUUAUCCAGACAAGUAAGACCAUCUCACGCCUACUUGGUUACAAUCCAACUUCUCUAACCCACGGAUCUGAAGAAUUUAUCCGCUCCAUUUCACCACGUCGUUUUCCCAAGUGUGUUGACCUGGACGAGUUGCCACUUCCGGACGGCGAAAAGCAACGUUGGAAAAUCUCUCCAGCAAUCUCAUUGCAAGGUCAGGAUUCGGAGGACAAGUUGCCGACAGGCUGCGUGGCUGGGCAGUAUCAGCUUCGACAUAGGCUUCCUGAACCCAAAAGUGAUAAGCGGCUGAUGAAUCACCCUUAUCUUGUUAACCGAUCCUACGCCCGUUCACCAAGUUUUUUGCGACCUCGGCGCCUACACACCACGGAACGUACUAUCCAUUUAACAGGUAGUACUUCACACGAUACUGAAUCUACCAGCUUCCAUUCGCCAAAGACAGGGUCUCGGGUUCGAGCCCAAAACCAUUACGGGAAGCGCGUUGGUCUCUCCAACUCCCCGAUUGGCCAUUCUUCUCGCUCACCAGGCUGCGCCCAGCGACUACCGAGAGGGUCCACAAUGGGUCCGGCCCUUGAAAGCCUCCUUUUUCAACGCAAGUGUCUCCAGCGCGUCAUUUCGUUCAAUUUCGAAGAUGGUAUUUUUUAUCCAGGACUUGUGGUCAGAUGUCUUAACAACGACGCUGCGAUUAUUCGGUUGCGCCACAAUGGAAAGCUGUGUGAAAUCCCUAAUCAACUUACUCUUCCCAUUGUUGAUAUGUCUCAUACCCAAACUCUCUUAGAUGCCGACACAGUACUGGUUCGCGUGAAAAAUAUCCAGUCAAAUUGUGAAUGUUGGGUACCCGGGCGCCUGGUUGGCGGCUUCCUUGGCUUCCCCGAUCCUCGUAUGCCCUUACGCUUCCGCUAUCGAAUUCGCCUAUUUACUGGAGCUAAAGUAAGUCUAUGCAGCUCUUUUUAA
Messenger RNA from Protopolystoma xenopodis, 1764 nucleotides. The record is from the annotation of a GenBank genome assembly. NCBI's taxonomy places the organism in Eukaryota, Metazoa, Platyhelminthes, Monogenea, Polystomatidea, Polystomatidae.